AUGUAUGUCAGAGAGACUACAGAUUCUUACGAAAUUGCUACAGCUCCAAGUUUUGGAUCGAUUCUAAAAGGAACAAGUUUUAUUUAUUCAUGUUUUGGCAAUCGUUCAAAGAGUAGUAACUCGGACAUAGAUGGAAAAUCUCCCUUUCUAUCCGCUCAUGAGAAAGAUUCAAUGCAAAAUCUUGCUGGAGAAAUAUCUCUUGGUCAUGGUUGCAGCUUCACUCAGACAAUUUUCAAUGGGAUUAAUGUGAUGGUUGGAGUUGGCCUUAUAUCUGCACCUUAUACGGUGAAACAAGCUGGUUGGGCUAGCAUGUUGGUGAUGACUCUUUUCACAGUUGUUUGUUGUUAUACAGCCAUGCUUAUGAGACAAUGCUUUGAAAGUAGAGAAGGACUCACUAGCUACCCAAAUAUAGGAGAAGCUGCAUUUGGUAGAUAUGGCCGUAUUUUUGUAUCUGUGAGUUUUUCUAUUUCUUUACCAUGA
Molecule: messenger RNA, 480 nt
Organism: Lathyrus sativus (Indian pea)
Lineage: Eukaryota; Viridiplantae; Streptophyta; Magnoliopsida; Fabales; Fabaceae
Source: the annotation of a GenBank genome assembly